AUGGCUGUACGAUCAAAUACAUACAAUCCGCCAACAAUUACUAAUACAUUUACAUUGAAAUUAUCUAUUAUUCUGUCGAUUAGUAUCGCAUUGCUUUUAACAAUUGGAAAAUCGAAGUGUGAUGAUGAUGCAUCAAAUUUUAAUCAUGCCGAACCAUGCGAUUGUGGUUGUCAAGCCAUAAGUUCACAAAUUACACCAAGAAUUGUUAAUGUACAUGGCCACCAAGCACAGCACAUAUGGCUCAACGUAUCUAUGCAUGUUCAUGAAUCAUAUGAUGAUGUUGCAGUUAUUCGUUUGGAUACAGCUGUUAUUUUAGAUGACAACGUUAGUCUUCUUUGUAUUGUACCAGAAAAUCGGGGUCAGCAAGAAUUAAAAAAAGGGCAGUCACUUAUACGCUUUACAAUAAGUAAGAUUACAAUAUGUAUUACGAGAACAUCCAUCAUGUGCGCUGAUUUUCCUCCAACAGCAAUAUGUUUUGAUGAUAGUGGUGGCCCAUUAGUUCAAUUAACAGCUCAUUCAAAUAGAAAAACCUAUUGA
Rotaria socialis is the source of this 537-nucleotide messenger RNA. The record is from the annotation of a GenBank genome assembly. Lineage: Eukaryota; Metazoa; Rotifera; Eurotatoria; Philodinida; Philodinidae.